Triticum aestivum (bread wheat) is the source of this 863-nucleotide messenger RNA. RefSeq lists its product as uncharacterized. The transcript has a single exon. The record is from RefSeq and is a predicted model, not a curated record. The coding region runs from base 139 to 597 and encodes 152 amino acids. Lineage: Eukaryota; Viridiplantae; Streptophyta; Magnoliopsida; Poales; Poaceae.
UCAAUCUUCAGAUAGCCACAACAAGAACAAAGAUUCUAACGACCAAUAUAUUCGCACGUAACCGACGCAGUGGCAUUCCAAAUUCCACCGGCGGAUACACGCACGUACCACGACAGAUCUCCCCUGCGCAACAACCGCAUGAACGGCGCCAUGGGUUCCCGCGGCCGCAUCGACCCGGCGGAGGAGGCGCGCCACCGGCAGGUGAUGGGCGGCCUCGGCGUGUACGACGCCGACUGGGCGCUGUCCAAGGCGCUGGAGCAGUCCGACGUCCAGUCGGGGCAGAACAGGCUGCUCCUCACCAAGGAGCAGGUGCGGGGCGGCCCCAUCCCCAAGCUCUUCCCGGAGCUGGAGGAGCUCCGCGGCGACGGCCUGAACGCCGAGAACAGGGUCCCGGUCAAGGUCCUCGACGCCGACGGCCGCGAGAAGGACGCGCAACUCCGCUACCUCAACUCCAACAAGGCGUACCGGGUCAUGGGGUUCGACUGGAGGCGGCUCGUGGAGGAGAGCGGCAUGUGCAAGGGAGACCGCCUCGAUCUGUACGCCUGCGGGCGCGGCGACGGCGACGGCGACCGCUGCCUCUUCGUGUUCAGGAGCUAGGGCAGUGGCGCCGGCGAUACAUCCCGGAGCAGCAGUGAAGACGGCCGGGGUCUGCGGCGGGUCACGUCGUCAAUGGCGGCCAUGCUGAUAGAGUGAUAGUUAGACACUUAGACAAUAAAAUCCAUCCUUUGUCAAAUAAAUUAAAGGGAUAGAUGGAAGCGGAUUUGUAGCACCUUGGUGCUACCCCUCUAUAUGAACAUUAAGCUUAAAAAAACACUGAGAAAUUUGAAAAGUAAAAGAAUGUUCGGACAGUAUUUUCUUCGCCA